This is a messenger RNA of Diabrotica virgifera virgifera (western corn rootworm), 15649 nucleotides long. RefSeq names its product polypeptide N-acetylgalactosaminyltransferase 5 (gene Pgant5). The transcript has 9 exons. Gene Ontology annotation, cellular component: Golgi apparatus. The record is from RefSeq and is a predicted model, not a curated record. The coding region runs from base 297 to 2138 and encodes 613 amino acids. Lineage: Eukaryota; Metazoa; Arthropoda; Insecta; Coleoptera; Chrysomelidae.
UUUCGCAGAAUGUGCGACGUGUAAAUGUACAAUUUUUCCGAGUAAAAUGCUAGGUCGUAUGUGAAAAUGAAACCCGCGAUAGUUAAACCAAUAACUAACAUAAACGAUCUCAUUUUUAGUUGAUAGACUAUGUACAAGUGGAUUUAAAUAUACUUUUAUAUAAACAAUCAUUUUUCGUGGAUGUUUAUGUUAGAAUUUCUUGACAUUAAGUACAUUUUUUUUCUUUUUAAUAACAGAAUCUGUGAUACUUCUUAACGGAAAAAAGUGUGAUGUGCAGGACUGAAUAAGUUAAUAAAAUGUUAUACGGCAAACUGAGAAUCCAUACAUGCAGGGUUAUCCUCAUAACCUCCUUAGUCUGGUUUUUGGUAGAUGUAGUGGUACUCUCCUUUUAUUCCGACUGUAUAGGAGGUGGUUGUAAAAAACUUGAUAAUAUACAAGCAGAGCCUUUAGUAGAAGAUCCUAUUUUCAAUGAGAAAGAUCAGGAAGAUACCCUAAAUGAACCUCAAGAAGGGAACAUCAACAAUGGCAUUGGCGGGGUAUCCCGGACAUACUCAGCAAAAAUGUUGCGAAGAUGGCGGCCGGCACCUGUAGUACCUUCCGUUUCAGGUCGUGUAGGUGAAAUGGGAAAACCAGUACAUGUUCCCCCAGAGCAAGAGGCAUUAAUGAAAGAGAAGUUCAAAUUGAAUCAGUUUAAUCUACUAGCUAGUGAUAUGAUAUCACUAAACAGGUCGUUAUCGGAUGUGAGAUUAGAAGGAUGCCGUAGUAAAACUUAUCCCAAUCUUCUUCCUACAACGUCAAUUGUUAUAGUUUUUCACAACGAAGCCUGGUCUACUCUACUGCGAACAGUAUGGAGUGUGAUCAACAGAUCACCCAGACCUCUCCUGAAGGAGAUCAUCCUUGUAGACGACGCCAGUGAAGGAAAGCAUCUAGGCAAGAAACUAGAAGACUACGUCGCCAAACUUCCAGUGCCUGUUCACGUUCUUCGUACAGAACGUCGGUCAGGUUUGAUAAGAGCUCGGCUGUUGGGUGCCAAGCACGUCAAAGGACAAGUCAUCACUUUUCUGGACGCGCAUUGCGAAUGCACGGAGGGAUGGCUGGAACCUUUGUUGGCGAGAAUAGUGGAAGAUCGCAAGACUGUCGUCUGUCCCAUAAUCGACGUUAUUUCUGACGAAACUUUCGAGUAUAUCACCGCAUCCGAUAUGACUUGGGGUGGAUUCAAUUGGAAAUUAAAUUUUAGAUGGUACCGUGUGCCGCAAAGGGAAAUGGACCGAAGAGGAGGGGAUAGGACGUCUCCCUUGAGAACGCCCACCAUGGCUGGAGGACUGUUUUCUAUCGACAAGGACUACUUCUACGAAUUGGGGUCGUAUGACGAGGGGAUGGACAUUUGGGGAGGAGAAAACUUGGAGAUGAGUUUCAGGGUAUGGCAGUGCGGAGGCAUCCUGGAGAUCAUCCCCUGUUCUCACGUGGGCCAUGUAUUCAGAGACAAAUCCCCAUACACUUUCCCGGGCGGAGUGACAAAGAUAGUUCUGCACAACGCCGCCAGAGUGGCCGAAGUCUGGAUGGACGAAUGGCGAGAUUUCUAUUAUGCUAUGAAUCCAGGAGCAAGAAACGUACCUGUAGGCGACAUCUCAGCGAGGAAGGACCUCAGAGAAAAACUGCAUUGCAAGAGCUUCCGAUGGUAUCUGGAAAACAUCUACCCCGAAUCACAGAUGCCUUUAGAUUAUUACUACCUCGGAGAUAUUCGAAACGUAGAAACAAGGAACUGUCUGGACACAAUGGGCAGAAAGUCUGGCGAAAACUUGGGUAUGACUUACUGUCAUAAUUUGGGAGGAAACCAGGUAUUCGCAUAUACGAAAAGGCAACAGAUCAUGUCGGAUGACAAUUGUUUAGAUGCCAGUUCCAGAACGGGUCCCGUGAAGUUGGUUAGAUGCCACGGAAUGGGUGGCAAUCAAGCAUGGGCCUACGACGAAGAAGAAAAAACUAUAAAACAUGUGAAUACGGGCAGCUGUCUGACCAAACCAGAUACCAGUGAUGUGAAUCUUCCUCUUCUCAAAGCCUGCAACUUCGGUCUUGGUCAGCAAUGGAUCAUGAAUAGCGACUUCAAAUGGCAAGCUAGGAAUAACAUUGAAGCGAGAUAAACCUUUGUCGAUAUCAACAAAAGUCUUGUGAUAUUCUUGUUAGUAUGUUCCGAUUUAGUCGAGGAACGCAUCUGUCAGGACAAGUUGCAAUAAGCAAUCGAUCUUCCUAAAGGACUCAAACUAAGAAGGUCAAACGCCUUUUUGAAAUCGUUACAUACAUAAAAGUUAUUAUAUUUUGAAGAGAGAUUGUCGGUGGCAAGAAGGCGUUUGACUUGUGCCUUACAAGUUUGUUUUUAUCGUUUCUAAUGUUUGUUAACAUUUUUCCUAUUUAUUAAAGACCCAAUUUUGAAUUAGUCUAACCGACUGUUUUUAUCAAAUAGUAUACAGGGUGUUUCUAAAUAAGUAUGACACAUUUUAAGGAAUAAUUCUAGAUGAAAAAUAAUGACCAUUUGCUUUGUAAACAUAUGUCCGCAAAUGAUUAGUUUCCGAGAUACGGAAUAUUGAAUUUUUUCUUACAAGCUGACGAUUUAUUUAUUGCUCUAAGACCGGUUGAGCUAUGAAAAUAAAAUUCGGUGAGUUUUAAGAGGUAGUUAUUGUGCAUUUUUUAACAUACAAAUAAGAAUUUUGUAUUCAUCAUUGGCGCGCAUACGGGUAAUGAUCUGAAUUUUUUAAAGAAAAAAAUAGUACACCACUGAGGUAUUUCAAAUUAAAAAUUAUUUUUAAAUAUCUCGUUUAAUUUAUGAUCAAAAAACCUCUCUUGUCUUAUUUUCAUAAGGUGAAAAAGUUCAUAUUAUGUAAAAAAUAAACAUUUUAACGUGUAUUUUUCAUUUCUUUAUUACAAUAUCAAGAACUAUCUAAUCUAAUACAAUAAUCCUAAACUAGAAUAACAGAAACUAACACUAAUAAGAUUUAAAGCUAUUCAAAGCUACAACAAAUGUUCAAAAUGACCUCCUUCAGAGGUGACAGAAGAAUUUUAUAUUCAUCAUUGACGCGCAUACGGGCAAUAGUCUGAAUUUUUUUAUUGAAAAAAAAAUAGUACCUAUGCCUCUGAGAUAUGUCAAAUUAAAAAUCAUUUUUGAAUUCCCUGUUUAAUUUACGACUAAAAUGCAAAAAUGCUAUUUUUGCAAAAAAUAAAACAUCGUUUACAAAGUAUUUGAAAUAAGCUUCUAUCUAUAUGGAAAAUACCUUCAAUACUUUGUGUUAAGAUGUAUUAUUUUUAUGUAAAAAACGGCGCCUCAUAUGAAAAUAAGGAAAGACAUAUUUUUUGUCACACGUUAUACGAGGAAUUCAAAAAUGAUUAAAAAGACUAAGUUUUCACUCUAAUGGCAUAUAAAACAACAUAAUGCUAUUCUACAUCCCACCAGAAUGAAAACAAUGGGAACCUUCUCUGGUUACACCUCCGAGGCUUCUACAAUUUGCAAGCCAUACGGAUGCUGAGAAAUUGAAAAUGGUUAUUCAUUUUUGAUUUUUUCAAAAAUGAUUGUUAAUUUGACAUAUAUCUAGUUUAGUAUUAUUGUAUUAGAUAGUUCUUGGUAAUGUAUUAAUAAAAUGAAAAUACGCUCUAAGAUGUUUAUUUUUUGCAUAAAAAGGGUGCAUCAUAUCAAAAUAAGACAAGAAAAGUUUUUUUUCAUAAAUUAACCGUGGAAUUUAAAAAUAAUUUUUAAUUUGAAAUUUCUCAGUGCCGUACCAUUUUUUUCUUUAAAAAAAUUCAGACAAAAUUCUUAUUUGUGUGUCAAACAAUGCGCAAUAAGUAUCUCUUAAAACCUACCAAAUUUAAUUUUCAUAGCUCAACCGGUGUGAAAGUAAUAAAUAAAUUGACAGUUUAAAAAAAUUUCAACACCUCGUAUCUCGAAAACGAAGCAUUUUCGGCCAUUUGUUUAUAGAGCAAACGGUCAUUAUUUUUAUGUAGAAUUGCCCCUUUAAGUUUGUCAUACUUAUUUAGAAACACCCUGUAUGUGUUUUUAACCAUAAUGAUUCUAUUUAUUAGUUAAUUUAUAGAUUUUUUGUUUAUGUCAUUCCUUACGUAAAUUGCUAACACGAUUAGCAGAUCUUCCUGUUGAUAAGACUUUUAGGGCGUUAGGGAGUGAAAAUUUAUAUGACUGCCAUUUGUACAUAUAGAUUUAUCGGUGCGAACAGACCAAGAAGUCAUAGUAGAUUAGAUAGUGACUAUGAAAUUGAUUAAAAAAAAUAGUUAAUACGAGGUAUACAUCAGGUAAAUUUGAUUUUACAGUGUAAAGAACGUUAUUCUAUUGAUGAAUGCUGGAAAAUCUUCUUUACAGAUAAUAUAUUGUACAGUUCUUAUUCGAUGCCUUGCCUUAUUUGACUUAUCUAUAUAGUUCUAAUUUCCACAAAAAAUACUAAAAACUAUUUAUAUAAUUUUAAAAUCUGUCAAAUCAAGUUCAAUGUAAAAAAAUAAAAUCGUAGUCUCAAGAUGUGCCCAUUUGCCGAUUCUUUUUCUAAUGGCGCUACAACCCUUUGUGAGUCUUAGCCCGCUUAACAAUAUUCUUCCUUUCUGCCCUGUCGGAUACUUUCCUUCGCCACUGCCUGAUGUUAAUGGUUUUAAGAUCCCUCUCUAGGUCGUCUAUCCAUCUUUUACGUGGCCUUCCUAUUGUUCUAUUUACUUGGAGUUUCCAUCUCUGGAUUACUUUCACAGCUCGAUUAUCUGGCAUUCUUUCUAAGUGACCAAGCCAGUUUAGUCUUUGCGACUUUACACAUCUAACAAUAUUUGCGCUCUGCAUUAGUUCAUCCAGCUCGUGGUUCAUUUUAAUUCUCCACGAACCAUUGCUGUAGCUGCAAUGUGUUGGUCCAAAUACCUUCCUUAGUAUUUUGCGCUAAAAUAUUCUCAGUUGGUUUUCAUCAGUGGUUGAGAGGGUCCACGUUUCACAUCCAUAUGUGACCACUGCACUGGUCUAAUUACUGUUUUGUAGAUUCGAAGCUUGGACUCACGAUUCACUAACUUACUUUUCAUUAAGUCUUUGUGUGCAUAAAAACACUUCUUAUUACCGAUAAGAAUCCGUGCUUGUAUUUCUUGACUGGUGUUGUUGUUGUCAUUUAUUAUUGAGCCUAGAUAGGGAAAAUUGGAGGCAUAUUCGUAGGUAUGGUUGUCUACCUUCAUAUUCUCAUGUUGAUUCGACUUUGUGCACUCAAUAUGUUUUGUUUUACUUUCACUGAUAUAUCAUAGACCAAACGUAACAGCUUCCCGUUUCAGCUAUAUAGCUUUUUCGUUCAAUAUACUUUUGUUGCGGCUUAUUAUGGCAACAUCAUACACAUUAUGCACAUAUUUGCAUAGAUCUUAUUAUUAAUACAGCCGUUCAUAUCCAAUUUUCUAACAAAAUCUUCUAAAGUUAAAUUAAAAAGCGUUGUUGAUAAGGCAACACCAUUUUCCCGAUUAAAGUUUGUUAAUUAGAAUUAGUCAUCUAGACCACCUUUUUUUUCGGUUCAUUAUCAUCAUUUGCAUCACAGUUCGAUAUGAAACAAAGCCUUUUUCAGAACAAUCUUCCAUUCAUCCCUAUCUGUGGCAAUUCUUUUAUAUUCUCUAACUCAAAUAUAGUCAUCCUCUAGGUUGUCUUGAUACCUAAGUCUCGGUCUUCCUCUGGUUCGUUUUCCCAUCGACCCUCUUCGGUCUAAUAGUUUUCAAAAUGUUGCGCCUUCGUCUUUCCUGAUUACAUGCCCUAACGUCAGGUGCAUUGAAACAUCUAUACAACUCAAAGUUGUAACGCCUGCGGCACAAACAUUGGUAUUUUAUUCCUCCAUAACAUAUUCUUCUUAGAAUUUUGUAUUCAAAACGUUUAAGCAAUUCUUCACCAUUUACGUUUCUGCUCCAUAUGAUAGCACUGGUCUUAUUAGUGCUUUAUAGACGCUCACUUCAAAUUUUCUGUGUAGUUUUGAGUCAAUAUGUCUUCUCAAGCUGACUCUAUGAACAUUUGAUAUAAUUUAGUUCAGGGGCCGAAAAUACUCAAAAUACAACCGAGUUACAAGUGAAAAAUAGCAUAACUUCCGUAACUUUGCAAUGUUUUUGUACUACUUUUGCAAUUUCUCCGCUUCUAAUUAUUGGAUCAAGGUUUACAAACAUCAUUUUGUAGGUUUUUUUAAAGGAACAAAAUUGCAUUUUAUAAAAAUGAUUUAUAUUUCUUAGUUUACGAAUUAUAAUCAUUAAACAAUUAAAUCCUUUAUACCAAAUUCCCCUUAAAAGCAGUUUGAAAUUCGAAUGCAGUUGGUCAAGAUACAUAAGAAUAUACUCUGAAAUUGCAUGGACUUUAAUCGGCCACGAAACUGCAUUGGUUUCCUGUCUCCAUUAUUUUCUUUCUUUUAUCUUUUUAACAAAAAUGAAUGCACUUUCAGCUGUAAUGCUGCAAAUUUUAUGUAAGUACAUAGAGUGGAUUAUAAAAGUAACAAAUGUGAAUAAAUGGGAGAUUACUAUAAUUUUUUUACUUUUGUCGAGUGUUUUAGAUUUCUUCCCUCUUGUCUCAAUUUUUUAUAUACUUACAAAUCUUAUAAUCAAUGAAAAAGAAAAAUAAAACAUUCCAGUCGGGAGAUAUUACGAUGAUAAUAAUUAGAAAUGUUGAAAUCAUCUCUAUCAUUAUCUGCAAUUUUUCUCAUUCUUCUUUGCAAGUUCUCUUCUUUAUCUGUUCCCCACUUCUUCUUCUUUUAGUGCCUAUUCGUUUCGAAUAUUGGCGAUCAUUCUGGCUAUAAUUAUUUUAUUAACUGAUGCUUUAAAUAGAUUUGUUGUUGUUGUGGAGGACCAUUUCCUCAGGUUCUUUAACCAUGAUACUCUUCUUCUCCCAAUUUCUCGCUUUCCGAAUACUUUACCUUGAAGGAUUACCUUCAGUAAUCUGUAGUCUUCCCCACUAGUCGAUAAAUAACAUUGAUAAACCAGCGUGGGAAAGAAGUAAAUAAGGCAUAGCAAAAAAGAAAGAAGACUAGAAAUUCUUUUGACUGAACUAGGACGUGCGUUGUUAGAGAGAAUAAUCAUAUCAGUACUAACGAUAGUUGAAGAGCCGCAUUAUCCAGACAUUAUGGAUUAUAUUCACAUCGUAAUGCAAGACAAUAAAGCCAUUACUAUAAGAUUAUUAUUUAUUGAGACGUUCCAGUAGAAUUUCAGGCUUUUCGCAGAUUUUAUUAAAAAUGCUGUGGGAAAAUAUCCAUAAUGUCUAUAAUAUAACUAGACGGAAUUACUUUAUUGUUUAUAAUUUUUGUUUUGUAAGAGUUUACGUCAGUGAAAAAAAAAUAUGAUCGACUUGUAUUGACAGCAAUUUUGUUUUUCAUGUCAAAUUGGGUAUAGGAAAACUCAAUCAGAAAUUCGAAAUUGUGCUUCCAUACUUAUUUUAAACCGUCUACACACGCUCUGACAAAAGCACCUGACUGUCGGAGCUGACAACGUUGGGUCUGACUGUUAUAGUGUUUGUCGUACGACAAAAAGGAGUAAUCAUGACAGUCAGACUGACUGUUUAAACAAUAUAAUUCCUUUUUUCAAUUUUAAACAUAUUAUUUUAAUAUAACGUACCUACAUAAAUAAGUUUAAGUAACGUACCUAUACCGCGAGGAGUAACUGCACGCUAACUUCUCGCGUCACGAAUUUGAAUGACGCUCUAGCGUCACAAUUUUGAUUGACGCCCAAUACGAUUUUACGCCCGUCAAAAUUCCAUACCGAUCGAUAAGAAGUAUUCACUUAAAAAAAAAUAAAGUUGAUAAAAUGAUAGUCAAUUAAGGAGAAAAUAGCAGUAACAAACAAAUAUAUUAAAUUUUAGCAUAAUUUUGGAAUGUGUUUAAUUGGUAGAACAAUUUUGUUUUCCAAACAGAUUUCAGUCGUCUACAAAUAGUUUCUCACUACUUUUGAUUAAGGAAUAAUAGGGAAUUUGAUUAGGGUAAAAUAAUUAUGGAAUCAGGAAUUCAAUAAUUCAGUAUUUCCCAUUAAGUUUCCUAUAGCCCAUCUAAGGAUUCACCACCCGGUAUAUUAAAAUGAUUAAUAUUAUUAUCUUUUUUUACUUUUCUCUGUCGUCUUUUUUACGUCGUAAGUGUUUCUUUUUUAUUUUCUGAUAAAUAUUUUUUAAUAACCUGGAAAUUCAUAUUAUAGCACCCUAUAGUAUCCACAUAGUUGCCCUAAGCUCUUACACAACAAAAUUUACAAUAAUCUCUUCAAUAAUAUUGAUUCGUUUUCAAAAUAGAUAAUUAUUUGCUAAUAAUUUCAAGAUAAUUUAUAUAAUUUUUAAUUACUGGUCAAUUUUGAUUUAAAAAUAGUAAAAUAUUAGUUAAACGUUUCUGUCAAAGAAAAAUACUAAACUGGGAAAAUUGUUUCGUUUUAAAAAUCAAACGAAACACGAUUGUUCGUCUUCGGCUUAGACGUAUCAAGAAAUCGUUGCAAUAUAGGCCGAAUAAAAAAUCUAUUCCGUUUGAAUUGGAUUCUAAUGUUUUGUAAGAAGCUGACACACAGUGGUUCAAAAUGCUGAAAACGUGGUCAAGUAUGUAUUAAUGUAAAAUAUAUAAAAUUUGUUAAUGAAUAAACAGUAAAAAUAUAAUUGAAAUAAUUAAAAUUUCGUAAAAAUACAUUCAAAAAGUACAUAAUUCUGCGAUUAAUUUUUAUUAAUCCCAAAAUGUACAGUCAGAAGAUACAGAAUCACAUUGGUUUAGCUGCCUUUAACUGCUUUUGCAUUGCUGGAAGUUGCUUGAAUACAAAAGUGUGAAAUGACGCAUGUUACAUGAUUCCGGCGAUUGUUGCGUAUGUAUGGGCGGUUGUACGUAAGUAAUACCUUCUGAAUAUGGUACUUCAAAAAGAAAACGUAUUGGUAAUCAGCAAAUUCAAAAGUCCCUUAUAAUAUAAAAUUUCAAAAAUUAUACGUUUAAAAUAAAAAUUUUGAAUUUCUUUCGGCCAUCCGAAAACACUUAGGUACUAAAGUAAUUCCGAAAUAUAUUCUGAACAAUAUACGCUUUUAAAGGUUCAUGACCACCUUUUCAGCAUCUGCACCACAGUGUGAAAGUAAAAAAUAUCGAUACCGUUUUUGAUGAAUUAAAUAAAUGAAUAUGAGUUUUGUGUAUAAGACUUAAAUAUUUUUGAAGUAAUUAAUAUGCAUUGCCAAGUACUGGAUUUUAUACCUAUGUGAACACGAGUACAAGUAUUAUAUCGCUACCUUGGAAGAAGACCGUCAUACAUCAAAAUGUUACAGAAAUGGCCCUUUAAAAAUAUCAUAACACUUUAUAGUAGGGGAGGCAAGGACGCUAAAUUUGCAGGGGACUUUCCAUUUUUUAAUUUAAUUUACCAUUUCCAAGAAUCGUUUUUUCGCCAACCAACUAUAGCGCCAUCUAUCCAUAAUUCUAAUUUUUUUUUGUGUGAAUUUUAUAGCCUUGGCCGAGCCAAUUAGCCAGACAUUUUGUUAUUUUAAAAACAAACAAUAUUUUUUUUUUCAAUCAGAGCAAUUUUUUCUGUAUUUCUAACUCUAAAUACAUAACAAACUAACAUAUUACAAUUAUUAUCUUUAAAUUUUUUUUAAAUAUUUUUUUUGUAAAUAUUUAAUUUUUUUGUAUUUUUUUUUAUUAUAUUUUUAAUUUGUUUUUUUUUUAUUAUUAUUAUUUUUUUUUUAAUUGUUAUUUUUACUACGCUAAGACAUAAACCCGAUUCAACAUCUCGGAGGUUUACAUCUUCUUUUUUUUUCUCUUUUUUUUCUCUUUUUUUUUCAUUUUUUUCUUUUUUUUUGCUUUUUUUCUUCUUUUUUUCUUUUUUUUUCUUUUCCUUUUUCAAAUUAUAAACAUACAGUAAUUACUUAAAUCUACAGGGUUAAAAAAAUAACAACAAAACAAACAUGUUUGUUUUGUUUUAACAAACAUGCCUGCUUUGUUUUAACAAAAUUACUUAAAUACAGGGUAAAUUUUAUUACUACAAUUUAUAUUUACAGUUUUUGAUAUGUUCAUAAAUUGUUUUUAAUGUAUUAACAUCUUCAGAAAAAAUCAAAUUCCGCAGGUAGACGGGAAGUGGAAUUUUUAAUAUAUUAAGAUUAUCAUAAAAUUUGUUUAUAUUUACUGAUUGAUGUGAACAUUCUAAAUUCUAAGAGAAUAUGUAGUAGGAUCACCUUCUUUUCCACACUCACAGUUAGGUGACUCUUUGAAACCCAAACGGUACAUAUGAAGGGGGGUAAGAGCGUUAUUACAUCUCAAUCUAUUUAUAACUCUUAUGAAAUGGCGAUUUGAUACAGAAUGAAACCAUCCUUUAAUGGGAAUUUCAGGCUGCAUUUGUUUGUAAUUACUUUCAGUUCUUGUGUUUCGAUAAUCAGUUUGUCAGUUUUCUUUUUGGUGUCGUCUACUAAUAAUAUCAAUAUCCGAAAUGGGUAGUAAGUUCAUGGGAAGUUCUUCGCCUAUUUCUAGGGCGGAUUUGGCUAGCCUGUCUACUAUUUUGUUACUCCUAAUGCCUGCAUUCUAAAAAAUGUCUCGAAUAAAAGUUACUUAUCUUUACGUAAUGAAUCCAAAUCUACAAUAAAAAAAAUGCUCCUAUUUUCGAUUCUAAAGUAACCCCCACACCACCUCGGUGGAGGGUCGUGUUUGGUAUCAUUAAACAUAACCUCAACUUCUUGACAAGUCUGACACAACAAAAUAAUGCAUUACUCUUAUACAACAGAAAGUAUAGUAUUUUUACUACAAAAACGUUAUUACGUAGGUCAAAAUUUUUGACGUAAGAGAACUGUCAAAACAUUAGAAUGUGACUUUUCAUUAUUGCCAUGUUUUUAUAAAAGUCACAUUCUAAUGUUUUGACAGUUCUCUUACGUCAAAAAUUUUGACCUACGUAAUAACGUUUUUGUAGUAAAAAUACUAUAUUAUAUUAUUAUUAAUCUUGUGUUUUUAAGAUAUGAAAAUAUUGUGGAAACUGCCGAUCCAAUUUUUCGAAUAAUAGUCACGACACUUCUGCCAUCUGACGGCCAGACAUAAACUAGCUUUAUUCUUUACUUUAUUACACAAAAAAAUAUAGAAUAUUUUAAAUCAGUUCACUAACAUAGUACAUUUUUUACUUUUUUUGUAUUUUUUGAGAUACAUAUUGGUCUUCCUCGAAGGUAGCGAUAUGUUUUUCAGUUGUAUCUGAAUUUAGUCAUUUCAUAAAAUAAUAGAGGUGGGAAGUAAAUAUCUGACAUAACUGUUAAAAGGUACAUACAUUACAAAAGUUAUUUAACUAUUAUUUUUUAUUAUUUAAUUCAUCAAACACACUAAAAAAUUGUCUAUAAAUCAGUUAAAUAGUUUGUAGAUUGUUUUAAUAAUGUAAAUACAAAUUCAUCAAAAUUUCAUUUCCUUCAUUUGUGUUGAUGUCGUUGUAAAUAAUUUUGCUUAUUUAAUACAAAUGAGGGACUAGGAUUUGUUCUAGCAUUUUAAAAAACAAGGAAUUGUUGCGAUAGUUAUUGGUUUUGACAAUAUAACAUUCGUUGCUGUGUUGUUCUGGAUUCUAGAUUAUUGCAAGAGUCAGUAGAACAUUUACAAGAUGUAAUAAUUUACAAGAUAAAACAAGAUGUAGUAGUUGAUCCAUUUUACAAUUUAAUUACACAACAAAAAUUAAAAUUAAAACUGACAAUUACAUCAAUGUAGACAAUUAUAUUCUCUGAGCUUAGAAAAUAUGCCGAAUUCUUCAGAAAUAGGUAAAUAUACUGUAUAUAAAAAGAAGGAUUAAAUAAAUAAGUAUUCAUUUUACACAAUAAGGUAAACAAUGUUUUAAUUUACAAAUUAGGUUUAACAGAAAUUAUUGACAAAUAUUCGUGUACAGGGUGAGCUACAAAAAAUAUGAUUUUGUAGUUUUUUGUUUGUUGUUAUUAGUGAUAUAUAAUAUAAUAAUAUCAGAUCCAAUAAUCAGCAAAAUAUCUAGACAAUAGCAGCAACGAUUACAAAAAACAAUCAUGAAUUUAUGUUUUAUUUUGCUCAUUUAUAGUUUAGUUUUUUAUUAUUUUUAUAGCAAUUUUAUAUCUUUUUAGACUGAUAGAAUUUGCAGGUGUUUUUACUGAAAAAAUCAGGUGAUGUAAAGAAAGUUUCGGAAAUAUUAUGUACAAGUUGUAUCAAAAAGAAUACACGAAAACACUUCCAAACAUUGUCAUUUCAUAAUAUUUUAUCAACGGUGAAUAUUACGUUAUACAUUAUAUUCACAUUUAUAUUAUAAGAAACGUUUUAGAAUGGUUUUAUAACCUCUAUUCCAAAAAUCAUGCAUAGAUACACUCUUCAGAACAUUUCAGUUUACCUUUUUCGAUUCAAUGAUUUUGUAAUCAUUUUUUUUGUAAUGAAUAUUAUAAGUUUGGAUAGUUUAUGUAUAUCGUGUCUCAAAAAUAUAUCAGGGAAACAAACCCAAACAUAAUCACAUCGUUUUUGACACUUCAAUUUAUUUCAAUUCUAAUACUAAAAGUUAAGUAAAUAGAUGUUUUAGUUUUUAAUUAACUAUUAAAUACAGGGUACUAAAUUUUAUAAAUUAGGAUAUCAGAUAUCACUGUAAGGCAUCGCCUGGUCUUUUUGGCCAUAAAAAUUUAUUAAAAUAAUUAAUUUUAUAUAUUAUGAUUUUUUUCGUUGAUUUGCAUAAAAAAAUUAGCUAUGCCAAUAUAGUUUAGAGAAAUAAGGAAAAAAAAAUAUCCUGUUCGUGACACAACCCCCUCCAGGCCGAAACCAAAUUUUUGGAGUAUUAUGGACAUAUAUAUUAAUAACCUAUUUGUUUCCUGUAGCCGAUUUUGAUGAUAUACAUAGUUAUAAACAAAUGAAGAUCAAAAAACGGUAAAUUUUCGCUUUUUUCGUCUAUAACCAAAAAGUUAAGUAUUUUAAACAAAUUUUAGAGCGAGAAACUCAUAAAUCGUAUAAAUAACUUCAAUAUGGCGUUCGCUGAAUAUGUCUAUCCUUAUUGGUUGCUUAGAAAAUUGCAAAAUAAAUCAUAAAUUUAGAGUUUUUAUAAAUAUUCAUAACUUAUGUAAAAAUUAACUUAGAACGUUCUUAUUACACGGAUGCUGAGACUUCUGGUGCUUAAAUCAUACCCUAAAUUUCAAAGCAAUUGGUCAAAUAGUUUAAAAGGUAUUUAAUUUGUUUGUCCCAAAUUAAUUUUUUUUUGCAACGCUAUAAGUCAGAAAAUUAUGAAGUUACACUAAUACUUUGGAUAGUUUAUGAAAGAAGAAGAUUUAUACUAUUAAUUUAAUUAAAAAGAUAUGACAAAAAAUAAUUCUAAAUACUGCAAAAUUAUUUUGCAAAGACAUGUGAAUUAAAAAAUGGGGGGGCUAACGUCUUCCCUAAUUGUCCUAGGACAAUUGUUUUUCUUUUUAAAGUGUAUAAAAAUUCAGUCUUUCCAAAGAUAAAAUUAUUUUUCUACGGGUAACGGUUAAAAAGUUAUUCGAAUUGUUUAUAAGUAAGCAAAAAAUCGACGUGUUUUUGCAAAAUAAUUUUAAACUGUUUAAAAUUAAUUUGUCAUUUUUUUUUUAAAUUAAGUCAAUAGUAUAAAUUUUCUUCUUCCAUAAACUGUCGGAAGUCUUACUGUAACCUCAUAAUUUUCUGACUUAUAGUGUUGAAAAAAAAAAUGAAUUUGGGAUAAACAAAUUAAAUAACUUUUAAACUAUUUGACCAAUUGCUUUGAAAUUUAAAAUAUAAUUUAAGCACUAGAAGUCUCAGCAAUUCGUGUAAUAAGAAGGUUCUAAGUUAAUUUUUACAUAAGUUACGAAUAUUUAUAAAAACUCAAAAUUUAUGAUUUAUUUUGCAAUGUUCUAUGCAACCAAUAAGGAUAGACAUAUUCAGCGAACGCCAUAUUGAAAUUUUUUAGGCGAUUUAUGAGAUUCUUACCCUCAAAUUUGUUUAAAAUGCUUAACUUUUCGGUUAUAGACGAAAAAAGCGAAAAUUUACCGUUUUUUUAUCUUCAUUUGUUUAUAACUAUGUAUAUCAUCAAAAUCGGCUGCAGGAAACAUAUAGGUUAUUAAUAUAGAUGUCCAUACUACUCAAAAAAUUUGGUUUCGGCCUGGAGGGGAUGUGUCACGAGAAAAAUCUUAUUUCUCUGGACUAAUAAUAAUUCACAUUAAUUAUGUAACAAAAGAAAGCUUCAACAAAAAUAUUGUCAAAUAAUAAGCAACAAAGAUUUUAUGGUGUCAACCGAUUUUCCAUGUUGCACUUCGAAAAAUAAAGAUUACACUUUUUCUUUCUUUAUUGAUAACUCAACAUUACAAUCGUGGUCCGAGUCAGUUCAACAGCGUAAACAAAAGACAGACAGACUCUACUACUAACAAUAAUAAUAUCGUAAAACCAAAAGUUGCUUUUAAAUACUAAAUCUAUGGCACAUAAUUUCUGCUGACUACAAGGUCGCGCAAAAGGUUUUUUGACUAUGAAUUCACAAUUCACGUAUUGUUUAGUUGACAUUGAAUUAAAUCACGCAAGGUUUUCAGCUUUCUCCGAUGUUACUCUCAAGCUUAUAUGUAUUUUAAUAAUAAAUGUAACCUAAAUAUUCAAAAAUCUCAUGUGGGAUAUUUCACCAUUUAUGUGCCGUUAAAAGUGAACGUUAGUUAAAAAAUAAGUUUAUGUAAUUAUGGUGAAAGUUCUUGUAUAUUUUCAAGAAAUUGGAAAAAAAUUAUGAUAUGAAAGGUAGAGUAGUCAUUGAAACUGCAAUACAAACGGCUGGGUUAUAAGUUGUUGUCUUAUUCUCUUCAGUCAUCUUUGGUUUAAAUUUGAUGACAACUUCAUGUAAUGCUUUAUACAGUUUAGACCAGCGGUUCUCAAUCUGUGGUACAUGUACCACUGGUGGUACAUAUCAUUAUUUGCGGUGGUACACAAAAGCAAAACUGUCAAAAUCACCACUAUUACAGUUAAUUAGAUUACCUAUCUAUUAUAGAUAGGUAGUUAUUUCAGUUAGGUGGUACCAAAAAUAUUAAAAAGUAUUUUGUGGUACAUGACUCAAAAAGAUUGAGAACCACUGGUUUAGACUCUUUACCUCUUCGAGUUAUUCUACAACGAUAUUAUGCAACCACUAUUUGACAGUAUUUUGAAGUUCCGCAAGAUUCUGUUUGAGGGCUUUUAUCUUUUUAUCAAGUUUUUUUAUUGUGUUUGUUUUUAUCAUUUCAUUUAUUUGUUUAUAUUGAAGUCCUUUAUAAUUGAAACAAGACGACAGUGAAUGGAAUUAUUUAAUUUAAUUUUGGGAGGUCCAAAGUAACAAUAAAUAUUUGAAAUUUCUAUAAUUCGUGAAAAUAAAGACUUUAAACUGAAUUUUACUAGCGUUUUUGAGACAUAUUUCUUAAAUAUAACUCAUUUGAUCAACUUAAGCGCAUAAAUGAAAUGAAUUAUUUGGAAUUUUAAAAAUUUAUGAAACUUUAAAUUUAUUUUGUAUUUAUUUUAUAAGAAAACUGUAUCCUACUACAACCAGUUGUAGGACGUGUUAAAAGCUUAAAAAAUAAGUUUUUUGUAUAUAUAUUACCUAAGUAUAAUUUGCCUUUCGGGAACAUAUCGUACAAGUUUUUAGCCUUGUUUAUUCUUUUAAAAUUUUAUUUAGUAUCUUGUUUUUGUAUAUUUGGAAAUUUUUUUAUUGUAUUUAAAUCGAUUUUAAAGGCUAAGGUGGUGGUGCAAUCCAGCUUUAUGACAGUUAAGUUAAAUAAACCUUUUUAAUGAAA